Molecule: messenger RNA, 1096 nt
Organism: Sorghum bicolor (sorghum)
Lineage: Eukaryota; Viridiplantae; Streptophyta; Magnoliopsida; Poales; Poaceae
Product: DCC family protein At1g52590, chloroplastic
Exons: 5
Coding region: 172-753 (193 amino acids)
Molecular function (GO): protein-disulfide reductase activity
Source: RefSeq, a predicted model, not a curated record
ACUUGUGUGCGCCACGUCGAAGCCCAAUGCGCCCCAGUUCGUGUGGUGCUCGUGAUCACCACCAGUUCACUUCACCCCCUCCCCUCUCCGGGAGUCUAGACACCUGUAGCCCUGUAGGCUAGCGCAUUUUUCUGAACCUCGGCGCUUCGCAGCCGAGUGGAGGCGAGGACGAUGGCAGUCGCCGGGCAGUGCUCCUCCUGCUACUAUACGUCACCCACCCUGCAGCUGCAGCUCCAGCUCCACCGACGGCACGGCCACCUGCCGCAGCAGCCCCAAGCCGCACGAAGAGCGCGGUGGCCGAGGUUGCAGGUGGCCGCAGCUGCCGGCGGCGGGUCCAUCAAGGCGGCCACGGACGCCGAGUUCUUCCAGCCUUCCGACACCAGGCCCAUCAUGCUCUUCGACGGCGUCUGCAACCUCUGCAACGGGGGCGUCCGGUUCGUGCGGGAGCACGACCCCAACAGGAGCAUCAGGUACAUACCGCUGCAGAGCGAGUCCGGGAGGAAGCUCCUGCAGAGGUCAGGGAGGUCCCCUGACGACAUCUCCAGUGUUGUUCUCGUCGAGAAAGACAGGUCAUUCAUCAAGUCUGAAGCAGUGCUGAGGAUAAUGGAGUACCUCAACCUGCCCUUCCCGCAGCUCGCCAUCUUCCUCAACUUUAUCCCUCUGUUCUUGAGGGACUUCGCCUACGAUAAUGUCGCAAACAACAGGUACGCCAUGUUUGGCCGCUCCGAAACAGAAGCAUGUGAGAUACUGUAACUGCUGCCCUGAGAUCUCCAUACUUAGCUUAUAUGAUUAGAUAUCAAUAAUUUGCAUACACGAUGUAACAUGAACAUCUAUGGUUGCGUAGUUUUAGUCAUCUAAACACACCAAAAAAAAUUCCUAUAAUCCUUGUAAGUGAUGGAAAUGAAGAGCAUACUAGCUACAAACUCUCUGAAAACUGUAUUGUUGGUAUCACCAUGCCCUCAGUUGUUCCAUGUGCAUUCAGAAUAGUAGCAUUUGUUGGGGUAGUAUGGUUCACCCAAGAAAGGUUAACGUUACUGAGAUAGAUGCCAUGACAAUGAACACUUUGGCUGCAUAAUAAUUUGAUGGCUUCUUGCUC